UCUCAAGCCAUACGUCCCCAAAUCGUCCAAUUCGAGGCGACCGCUUGCGCAGCCAUGCCCACCCAACCGCCCCUCCCACCCCUCCUUGCGCCCUACGUAUCCGCCCUCCCGCAAUCCUCCCUCACGCUCCUGUCCUCGGUCCUAGGCGCGACGGGGAAUUGGCUGAUUUUGCGAUACCUCUAUUCGGCACUGGGCGCGCCGGUCGGCGACGCGGCUUUUGGGCUCCAUGGGAGUGAAGGUGGGAGGAAGAGGAAGGUUGUGUUAGUGAGCUUUCUGCGGGGGUGGGAAUUUUGGAGGUCUGAGGCGAAGAGAUUGGGCCUCGAUCUCGCGCGCCUCACCGAUAAGCGCCAAUUUGCCUUCGUCGACGGCCUUUCCGAGCUCUUCUACACGCCCACUCCCUCCUCCCAAACCACCACAUCAACAACCCCUGGACCUGCGCCCUCUCGAACCGUCCUCCCUGUGCGCUCUCAACCGGGCCCGGUGCCCGCACGAGGCGGCCCACAACCCGCGCCCGCACGACCUACUCCGGCCAACCCCCACCAACAAGUACAACAGCAGCCGAGAGGAGCCGGUCCCGUAAAGCGACUGCAUCUCACCGGGACAGGCGUACAAGCCCUCGACGCGCUCGAGAAUGACAUCUCUACUGUGAUCAAGCAGCUAAAGACGCCAGUAACACCUGGCCACGAAGGAGAAGAAGAACCGGAGAUCCUGCUCAUCGUGGACCAGCCGGAUUUGUUACUCGCCGCUACGGGGCCCGCGAAGGGCAUCGGCGCUACGGAGAUGGGGGAGUGGAUUAUGGGGUUACAGCAGAACGUUCACGCAACAGUACUAGCCUUAUCCGCCGACUCGCCCUUAAUCCACAAUGCAGCAGAAUCGGCACAUCAACCUUCUACACCGUUGGAGAUGGAAAGUGCCGCGUUCGCGAUUGGCUCGGCCCACCGCGCGCAGAUGGUCCUGCAGCUGCGGACCCUUGAGACCGGGGCGGCGCGAGAUGUCAGUGGUGUGCUGCGGGUUAGUAAAGGGGGUGCUUGGGGGCAGGUUGAUGCGGGGGCGGAAGAUAAGUGGGAAGAGCGCGAGGUGUUGUAUUUUGUGCAGAGGGAUGGGGGAGUCUGUGUUUUUGGGAGAGGUGAGUGAGAGGACUCUCAAGCGUUGAUAUCAAUGGAUUUGGACUUGGUGGGUUUUUUUUUUUGGUUGGCGUCAUAGGGCGUUGUAUAGAUACAGGUAUAUAUAGCAUGGGCAUGGGAGGUGGAUCUUGGUUCGAUAAAGACAAACCGUUUUCCAUUGAAUAGCAUGAGUAGCAUGAGAUCAUCGCAGGGCAGCAGAUCUCGUACGGGAGAGGGUUAUACUUCAGGUAAGACAGAUCACA
Molecule: messenger RNA, 1366 nt
Organism: Aspergillus candidus
Lineage: Eukaryota; Fungi; Ascomycota; Eurotiomycetes; Eurotiales; Aspergillaceae
Exons: 3
Coding region: 55-1134 (359 amino acids)
Biological process (GO): tRNA wobble uridine modification
Cellular component (GO): elongator holoenzyme complex
Source: RefSeq, a predicted model, not a curated record